Populus nigra (black poplar) is the source of this 3033-nucleotide messenger RNA. RefSeq names its product fimbrin-5-like. Gene Ontology annotation, molecular function: actin filament binding. Lineage: Eukaryota; Viridiplantae; Streptophyta; Magnoliopsida; Malpighiales; Salicaceae. Gene Ontology annotation, cellular component: actin filament bundle; actin filament; cytoplasm. The record is from RefSeq and is a predicted model, not a curated record. Gene Ontology annotation, biological process: actin filament bundle assembly; actin filament network formation. The coding region runs from base 428 to 2263 and encodes 611 amino acids. The transcript has 15 exons.
CCAGUUAGCUAUUGUCUGUCCCUUUGGUAGAAAACUAAAAACCGUUUCUUCUCUCUCACACAUACACUUUGCUCUCCCACGAAGAAAAAUCGAUUCCUUCUCCCCCCUCUUCUGUCUCUAUUUCUAUCUCUAUAAUAUUAUAUAAUAUAAAUAUUUUGAUUUCUUGGAACGUGAAUCUGUUAUUUUCAACAGGGAUAGAGAAGUGGGGUCUUUGCGAUUCAGGCAAGUUAAGAUCAUCUCCGAGGAUUAUUUGGUAGUGGGUUCUUGUUGCUAUUUGUAUAUAUUAGGAUUAGAAUUUGAGUCUUUGUUUCUGUUGUUGCUUUUUGGACUCUGGUUCCAAAUACUCUUGAGGCCCUUUUUUUUUUACCAUUUUUUGACGAAUCUGUUGGAGAAUAGAUAGUGUUUGUUGCGUUGGCAAUUCUUAGAGAUGUCGAGUUACAUGGGUGUUCAUGUCUCCGAUCAAUGGCUGCAAAGUCAGUUUAUGCAGGUUGAGCUUCGCAGCCUUAAGUCAAAAUUUAUAGCAAUAAAGAAUCAGAAUGGCAAAGUUACUGUUGGAGAUUUGCCGCCUGUGAUGAUCAAAUUAGAAACUUUUAAUUCAAUGUUUAAUGUGGAGGAGAUAACUGGGAUAUUGGACGAGUUGCAUGCUGACUUAAGCAAUGAGAUUGAAUUUGAGGACUUCCUCAAGGCAUACUUGAAUUUACAAGGUCGAGCUCCUGCAAAAUCAGGGGCUUCUAAGCAGAGUUCAUCUUUCCUCAAGGCCACAACUACGACUCUUCUUCACACAAUUAGUGAAUCUGAGAAAGCAUCUUAUGUUGCUCACAUAAAUAGCUAUCUCGGGGAUGACCCAUUUCUGAAGCAGUUUCUUCCAAUAGAUCCAGCUACAAAUGAUUUAUUCAAUCUGGCAAAAGAUGGAGUGCUAUUAUGUAAGCUCAUCAAUGUUGCAGUGCCAGGGACAAUAGAUGAACGUGCCAUCAACACGAAACGAUUUCUUAAUCCAUGGGAAAGAAAUGAGAACCAUACCCUUUGCCUCAAUUCUGCAAAAGCUAUUGGAUGCACGGUGGUCAACAUUGGCACACAGGACUUGGUGGAAGGAAGACCUCAUCUGUUGCUUGGGUUGAUUUCUCAGAUUAUAAAGAUCCAACUGUUGGCAGACCUUAGCCUUAAGAAGACACCUCAGCUUGUGGAAUUGGUGGAUGACAACAAUGAUGUUGAGGAGCUUAUGGGAUUGGCCCCUGAAAAGGUCUUAUUGAAAUGGAUGAAUUUCCAUCUGAAAAAAGCAGGCUACGAGAAACCUGUUUUGAAUUUUUCUUCUGAUUUGAAGGAUGGAAAGGCUUAUGCAUACCUGCUUAAUGUUCUUGCACCAGAGUACUGCAGUCCAUCUACGUUGGAUACCAAGGAUCCUAAAGAAAGGGCUAAGCUGGUUCUUGAUCAUGCAGAGCGGAUGGAUUGCAAACGAUAUUUAAAACCAGAAGACAUUGUUGAAGGAUCUCCAAAUCUGAAUCUUGCAUUUGUGGCACAAAUAUUUCAUCAAAGGAAUGGCCUGACUACAGACAGCAAAAAGAUUUCCUUUGCUGAGAUGAUGACUGAUGAUGUACAAACUUCUAGAGAAGAAAGAUGUUUUCGACUAUGGAUUAACAGUCUUGGAAUUGUUACAUAUGUUAACAAUGUAUUUGAGGAUGUUAGAAAUGGAUGGAUACUAUUGGAAGUGCUUGACAAGGUUUCUCCAGGGUCAGUUAACUGGAAGCAUGCAUCUAAGCCUCCAAUCAAGAUGCCAUUCAGAAAGGUAGAGAAUUGCAAUCAAGUGGUACGGAUUGGUAGACAUCUGAAAUUUUCCCUUGUCAAUGUAGCUGGAAAUGAUAUUGUACAGGGAAAUAAGAAGCUCUUACUUGCUUUCUUAUGGCAGUUAAUGAGAUAUAGCAUGCUUCAACUCCUCAAGAACUUGAGAUCCCACUCCCAAGGGAAGGAGAUAACUGAUGCAGAUAUUCUAAAAUGGGCAAACAAUAAAAUUAAACAAACAGGAAGAACUUCCAAAAUUGAGAACUUUAAGGAUAAGAGCCUAUCAUCUGGAAUAUUCUUCCUUGAGCUUCUCUGUGCUGUCGAGCCAAGGGUGGUUAAUUGGAACCUCGUCACCAAGGGUGAAAGUGAUGAGGAGAAGAGAUUGAAUGCUACAUACAUUAUCAGUGUGACACGGAAACUAGGCUGUUCAAUUUUCCUGUUGCCAGAAGACAUCAUGGAGACUUCUUGUACACAUGGUUGCUCAUAACAUCAUUGCCCCCAUUAAUACGGCACCUGUCCUCAAGUGCAAAAGAAAGAAAGCGGUUGCAAAGAGAGUGAACAUCCUCCCAAGAAGAGACUGUAGGAGACAACUCGUCCCAAUGUACUAAAACCUGGUGCUCAUUGUUAACUGAACGAGAAUCAAGAAUUGCUUUCGGUAGAGGGUCAAUUCCGCCUUGUGUAAGAACAGGCAAAGAGGGUUCCAUGGGAAUUGAAGUGACAUGGAAAGGUUUAAGGCAGGACACAUGAAAAACAGGGUGUAGUUUGGAGGAGGGAAGGUCUAAUUUGUAAGCCAUAGAACCCACUUUGGCUAAAAUAGGGAAGGGGCCAUAAUAAUGAGGGGAGAGUUUAGUGUACCUUUUGGAAGAGAGGCUAAGUUGGCAGUGAGGCUGAAGUUUAAAUAGAACCCAAUCACCUAGUUGUUACUGAACAAGACAAUGUUUAGCAUCAUACCUUGCCUUCAUGGAAUUUUGAGCCUAAAGUAAUCGGUUGUGAAGGUCUUGGAGCACCAAGUCUCUGGUUUUUAAUUCUUGAUCCACGGUGUCAAGUUUAGCUAAGCCAGGACAAGAAGACAACAUAGUGGGAGGAGAGCGGCCAUACACCACUUCGAAGGGAGUAGCUUUAAGAGAAGAGUGGUAGCUAGUGUUGUAACAGUACUCCACCCAAGGCAGCCAUUGAAACCAGUGGCGAGGAUGGUCACUUGUAAAGCAACGCAGAUACAUCUCGAUAGUGCAAUUGACAAUCUCUAUUUGUCCGUCA